Molecule: messenger RNA, 1281 nt
Organism: Lobosporangium transversale
Lineage: Eukaryota; Fungi; Mortierellomycota; Mortierellomycetes; Mortierellales; Mortierellaceae
Product: HECT-domain-containing protein
Exons: 3
Coding region: 1-1281 (426 amino acids)
Biological process (GO): protein polyubiquitination; ubiquitin-dependent protein catabolic process
Molecular function (GO): ubiquitin protein ligase activity
Source: RefSeq, a predicted model, not a curated record
AUGACUAGCGCUCACUUGGAUUUGCUUGAGCAAAGCCCCAAAAAGCAGCUCAAGCGCUCCCAAUUAGCACGUUUCAGCCCGAGGCUUGCUCUUUUAAGCAGCAUUCCGUUUGUCAUUCGCUUCGAAGAUCGUGUGGCUAUUUUCCGAGAAUUUGUCGAAGCAGAUCGCCAAAGGAGGCCUCAUGCAUCGCUUUUUCCUCUUCACCCUAUUGGUCAAGCGCGAAUCCGUCGUGGCCAUGUGUUUGAGGAUGGCUUUGACCAACUCAAUGACCUUGGCUCACGGCUCAAGGACCGAAUUUCAAUCAGUUUUAUUGAUCAGUUCGGGGUACCUGAAGCUGGUAUUGAUGGUGGCGGCGUUUUUAAAGAGUUUCUGACAUCGCUUGUGCAUGAAGCAUUUGACACAAAUUAUGGCUUGUUUAUGAGCACAUCAGACCAGCUACUAUACCCUAAUCCACACCGGUUCGCGCAGGAAAGGACUCAACUGAAACACUACGAAUUCUUAGGCCGAAUCCUGGGCAAGGCUCUAUACGAAGGGAUUUUAGUUGAUGCUGCCUUUGCAGGUUUCUUUUUGGCUAAAUGCCUGGGCCAAGUCAAUUAUUUGGAUGAUUUACCAUCAUUAGAUCCAGAGCUUUAUCGAGGUUUAAUGUUCCUAAAGAAUUACGAUGGAAAUGUUGAGGAUCUAUCACUUUAUUUCACUGUCGAUGAUGAAGAAAUGGGUCGGACAAUAACGCGUGAUUUGAUUGAAAACGGCAGCAACACGCUAGUCACCCGUGAGAACAGAAUCCGUUACAUCUAUCUUACAGCACACUACCGACUCAAUACGCAGAUUGACCGUCAAUGCAGGGCUUUCUUUCAUGGCCUCUCAGACCUCGUCGAUCCGAAAUGGUUGUGGAUGUUCAAUCAGCAAGAGCUUCAGGUCAUGUUAGGAGGAGUGCAAACUCCGAUCUCUCUGACAGAUUUGGAACAGAACGUGGUAUACUCUAAUUUUGAGCGGACAGACCCUACAAUCGAGUAUUUCUGGUCAGUAGUUUGGGAGAUGAGCGAGGAGGAUCGGCGGCUGCUUGUCAAGUUUGUAACAUCCUGCGCACGGCCGCCUCUUCUAGGGUUUGCAGAGUUGAACCCGAAGUUGUGUAUCCGAAAUGCAGGGAAUGAGGAAGACAGACUGCCAACAAGUAGUACAUGCAUGAAUCUGCUGAAACUACCAGCAUUCACCACUCGGCAACGUCUGAAAGAGAAGCUGCUGUACGCUAUUCACUCAGAGGCAGGGUUUGAUCUGUCAUAG